Molecule: messenger RNA, 3433 nt
Organism: Scophthalmus maximus (turbot)
Lineage: Eukaryota; Metazoa; Chordata; Actinopteri; Pleuronectiformes; Scophthalmidae
Gene: slc22a16
Product: solute carrier family 22 member 16
Exons: 8
Coding region: 250-1947 (565 amino acids)
Biological process (GO): transmembrane transport
Cellular component (GO): membrane
Source: RefSeq, a predicted model, not a curated record
UUACAGCAACCAUCACCAAUGUACUUACUUUACUUUAAUUAUGUUUGUGACGUUCCAAAAUAGCAGCGUCUCCACGCACGCACGCAUCAGUUUGUGCGCGCGCGCGUGCGUAUGUGCGCGCCCCCCUACCCUCAGUCCGCUCCGUGAACGCCACAGUUCAAUACUCAUCCACUGGAGAGAGAGAGAGAGAGACACACACACACACACACACACACACAUCGGGAGACGCACGAAUCCGCAGGGAGAAAAAUGAACGUGGAGAGAAUAUUCGACGACCUCGGACAUUUCAACAGAUACCAGGCAUGUCUGUAUUUUGCAGUGGUCUUCCAGGCCAUUGCCUGUGGGAUCCACUACCUGGCCUCCGUUUUCCUGGUGGACACUCCCAACUUUGUGUGCAGCCCGCCCGGCAAUAUCACAGAUAUCCUGUACGGUAACCUGACGGCAUCCAGUCUGGAAGACAUCCUGCCGGCCUUCAAAUCGGGGACUGGGCCCCUGGUGGUGAGGACGGCUGAAGGAGAACAGUGGGAGCUCAGCCGCUGCCGCUGCGCCCUGCGCACCAGCCCCAGAGACUUCGCGUAUGACUUUGAUGGCAACAAAACAGUGAAAGCCUGUGAUGGAAACUUUGUUUUUGACCACACCGAAAUUCAACAAAGUAUCGUGACGGAGUGGGACUUGGUGUGUGAGAAGGAGUGGCUGGCCAAGCUGUGCCAGCCCACCUUCAUGCUGGGUGUGCUGAUCGGAGCGCUGGUGUUUGGGGACAUUGCUGACAGAGUUGGCCGUGUGAGGAUUCUGAUGAUCACCAGUCUCGGUCAGUUUGUGUUCGGCGUGGCUGUAGCGUUCUCUGGAAACUACUAUUUUUUUGUGUCCCUCCGCUUCCUCCUUGCAAUGGUGUCCAGUGGCUACCUUGUGGUGGUGUUUGUCUACGUCACGGAGUUCACCGGCAUCAGGGUACGCACGUGGACUUCUAUGCACGUGCACGCAGCCUUUGCAGUCGGGAUCAUGGUGGUGGCUCUGACGGGUUACCUGGUGCGGGUCUGGUGGAUCUACCAGAUCAUCCUCUCCCUCUGCACCUCGCCCUUCCUGCUUUUCUGCUGGAAGUUCCCCGAGACGCCCUUUUACUUGAUGGCAAAGGGCCGGUGCAAGGACGCCCAGACGCUGCUGGAUGCGAUAGCCCGCUUCAACGGCCUUGAAUGCAGGCUGAGGGCAGAUGAGCUCCUGGAGCCGGAGAAGAGGGAGAACGGCAGAGCUCUGCUGGAGCAGGGAGCGGACGAGCUGCCAGCGCAGACUGACAAGAAGCUGUCCAUCCUGGAUCUGUUUGGAAGCUGGAGGAUGGCGGGCCGUACGUGCACAGUGUGGGCUAUCUGGUUCAUCGGCAGCUUUGGCUACUAUGUUUUCUCUUUAGGAUCCGUCAAUCUAGGAGGAAACCAAUACAUUAACCUCUUCCUUGCUGGUGCAGUGGAGCUUCCCUCAUAUUUGGUUGGCUGUUACGCAAUGGACCGGAUUGGAAGGAAGAAUACUUGUGCCCCAGCUCUGCUACUGGCCGGGGUCGCCUGUAUGCUUAUCAUCGUGGUGCCUUCUGACAUCGAGGCCCUGGUCGUCGUUCUCAGCAUGACAGGGAAGUUUGCCAUCGCCAUUGCCUUUGGUCUCAUCUAUUUGUACACCUGUGAGCUUUAUCCAACCAUCAUCAGGUCUCUGGCAGUAGGUAGCGGCAGUAUGAUGUGCCGUGUUGGCAGUGUGGUGGCCCCCUUCUGUGUGUACCUGGCUGAUGUUUGGACCUUCCUACCUCAGCUCAUUGUGGGAAUCCUGGCAUUUAUUAUCGGAGUGCUGACGUUGCUGUUGCCUGAGACCCUGGGCAAACCUUUAACAACCACCUUGGGGGAAGCAGAAGCUCUGGGAAGCAAAAAAAAGGAUGGGUUGGAGAUGAACCAAUGUGAAAGCAAGGCCUGAGCUGAUACACUGCUGCAGACAGACACGCGGAGAGAAGCUUCAGAAAAACAGAAUGGAAGGAAGAUAGACAGAGGAGAUGGUGGCUGCAAGAUGGAAACAGUAACGCCGUUGAUUUAUUGGAUUGUGGGGAGAAAAAUUAUAGAAGAACAAGCUUUCAUAAGAACCUUUGUAAUGAUGCGUUUGAAGAGAUUUUGUACUGCAACCUCCCGUUUAGAUAUUACAGAAACACUUCUGCCUGAAUUCAGAUCUCAACAAUGAAACCAUCAGUCACGUAUACAGUAUGCGCAUGGUCUAUAACCCCUGUGUCCAUGGAAACAUGAAGGAUGUUAAAGGGUCAUUUCUGUUUAUGCAAAGUUCAGUAUUGCUUUUGUAGUUGUGGCCAUUAUCACUGUUAGUAAUGUCAAUAUUGAACUGUUUGCGGGGGUCUUGGAACACAGAACCAUCGCCAUAACAACAGUCAUACAGAAAGAUGAUCAGUCAGAUGUUGAGAUAUAAUAUAAUAUAUAUAUAUAUAAUAUAUUAUAUAUAAAUAAUUCAAAUGUUUUUCUUUAUUGGCAUGAUCUUUAUGAGAAUUGGGAGCAGAGCUAUGUCAAAAUAUUACAUUUGGAGAUCGUUUAAAACCUGUCUGAUCAUCUGGCUGCUCACUUUUCUUGUUCCCUAUUGGACUUCCUUUUAACGAUGUUGUUGUGUUUACCCAUUUCAGGCGACUGUAGUGAGUACAGUGUAAAUAUUACUGAUGACAGAACAACUUUAUGAUGAUGCCAAAUCUCCAACCCAGUGGUAACUUCUUUUACACAUACAUUGUAAUUCAUCCUGUAUAUUGUAGUAUCCCCAAAUUUAACAAUAACAUGUAUUAUUCUAAUAUCACAAAAGUGACUUAUUGUUUUAUUUUAAAGUUUAACCUUUUUUUGUCUAAAUCUCAGGGCAUCCACUGUCAGAUAUCACUUUGAAACUAUCAUUAUAUAGGUAUCUUAACUUAGCACUCUUUUGAUAUUAUCCUCAAUCCCAUCAUCUUAAAGAUACCAUUGUUAAGUGAUGUGAGUGCACUGUAUAUGUAUAAGUGCACGUGUGUAAGUUAAUGUCCUAGUUUUCUUCAUGCUUAUACUGGUCAUGAACUCUAGAUGCUGGGCACAAGGGAGGAAAAGCGUCUUGAGUAAAACUGCGUUAAUGUAUGUUCAAGAGUGGAGGUGUGAUCUCCUAUUGUUUGGACCAAAGACGGUAUGGAGUUGUAUCCACUGGCUUUGUAAUAUUGAAGUACACAACUAGCAUGUUUUUGUUUCAUAUUAAACCAUUGUGUUGUGUUUUAAUCUGAAGGAGUCCACUGGUUUCCUAACAGUGAUGACAUUUAAUGAAAAGGUGAUGGAAGUAUCGUCAUUCUGAAUCAACGCUUUGAUUUUUGAUUUUUUCUUUUUCUUUUUUAGUCUGUAUUAUUUUUAUUACAUCAUGGAAAAAUAAAUAAGAAACAGGCUAAAACAGAGGUUGUUGA